UCCGCGGCUCCCAUGAGUGCGCCUCCGCUCAUCCGCGCGCCCAGCCCGCUGGCGGCGUCUUGCGUGGCGGGGGGCGUGAUCUCCUUCCACAUCCAGAUCGGCUUGAGCCGCGAGGCGGUCCUGCUGGACUCGGCGGACCUGAGCCUGGCCCAGGUCCGGGAGGCUGCCUGCUCCAUCGUGGACCACAAGCUUCCCGAGUGUGGAUUUUACGGGAUGUACGAGAAGAUCCUGCUGUUCCGCCAUGACUCCAGCUCAGAGAACAUGUUGCAGCUGCUGCGCUCGGCCUCACAGAUCCAGGAGGGAGACCUGCUGGAGGCCGUCUUGUCAGCUUCGACCACGGUGGAGGACUUCCAGAUCCGCCCUCAUUGCCUAUUCGUGCACUCGUACCGCGCGCCAAAUUUCUGCGACCACUGCGGCGAGAUGCUGUGGGGGUUGGUGCGGCAGGGCCUCAAAUGUGAAGGCUGCGGACUGAACUACCACAAGCGGUGUGCCUUCAAAAUCCCAAACAACUGCAGCGGCGUGAGGAGGCGACGCCCGUCCAACGUCUCGCUGACAGCCGGGAUGGUCACCAUGCCCCGCCCCCUAUCUGCCGAGCCCUCUCCCCCCCACUACAGCGAUGACGCGUUGCUGUCGCCCGUCAGUCCCAACAUGGAGAAGGACUACUUCCCCGGCCGAGAGCGGCGCUCCAGCUCGCAGUCGUACAUUGGCCGGCCCAUCGAGUUGGACAAGCUGCUGCUGUCCAAAGUGAAAGUCCCUCACACCUUCCUCAUCCACUCCUACACCCGACCCACCGUCUGCCAGCACUGCAAAAAGCUGCUCAAAGGCCUCUUCAGGCAGGGCCUGCAGUGCAAAGAUUGUAGGUUGAACUGCCACAAACGUUGUGCUGCCAAGGUGCCAAACAACUGUCUGGGCGAAAACGGAGAGCUGCUGAGCCCGGGGGCGGACUUCGACGCGGUCACCUUGGAGGGUUGCCUCGACGAGCACGACCAAGGCGGCGGACUUCUGGACGACAUGGACGAAAUGUUGAUGUCUGAAGGGAGUCUCCUGGAGGCUGGGGCGGGUGAACUCAACGAACUGCAGGACCCUGAUCUGGAUGAGUCCAACCGGGCCAUCAGCCCGUCCACCAGUAACAACAUCCCCCUGAUGCGGGUGGUCCAGUCGGUCAAACACACCAAGAGGAAGAACAGCAGCGUGAUGAAGGAGGGCUGGAUGGUCCACUUCACCAGCAAAGACACCUUGAGGAAGAGACACUACUGGCGCCUGGACAGUAAAUGCAUCACGUUGUACCAGAACGACACCGGAAGUAAAUAUUACAAGGAGAUCCCGUUGGCAGAGAUCUUGUCCCUGGAACCCGCCCAGACGCUAACGCUGCUACCUGACGGCGCCAACCCGCAUUGCUUCGAGAUGGCCACCACCUCGCUGGUGUACUACGUGGGAGAAAACAUGCAGAGGGACGACUCCGCCAUGCGGGACACCAACGUGCUGGUGAGCGGCGCAGGUCAGGACGUGUCUCGGAUGUGGGAGAUGGCCAUCCAGCAUGCGCUCAUGCCCGCCGUCUCCACCGGGGUGUCCCAGGGUUGCCGUGGUGACGGACACAAGGACAUCUCCCUCAGCUUCUCUGUGUCCAACAGACACAUCCAGGAGAACGUGGACAUCAAUUCGGUCUAUCAGAUCUUCCCAGACGAGGUCCUAGGAUCAGGACAGUUUGGGAUUGUCUACGGAGGCAAGCACAGGAAGUCCAGCCGUGACGUGGCCAUAAAGAUCAUAGACAAACUUCGCUUUCCCACCAAACAAGAGAGUCAGCUGCGUAACGAGGUGGCCAUCUUGCAGAACCUGCACCACCCGGGCGUGGUCAACCUGGAAUGUAUGUUUGAGACGCCCGAGCGGGUCUUUGUGGUCAUGGAGAAGCUCCACGGAGACAUGCUGGAGAUGAUCCUGUCCAGCGAGAAAGGCAGACUCCCCGAGCGCAUCACCAAGUUCUUGGUGACUCAGAUCCUGGUGGCUCUGCGUCACCUCCACUUCAAGAACAUCGUCCACUGCGACCUCAAACCCGAAAACGUCUUGCUGGCGUCUGCGGACCCACUCCCACAGGUGAAGCUCUGCGACUUCGGAUUCGCUCGCAUCAUCGGCGAGAAGUCCUUCCGCCGCUCGGUGGUCGGCACACCGGCAUACCUGGCACCCGAGGUCCUCAGGAACAAAGGCUACAACCGCUCGCUGGACAUGUGGUCGGUGGGCGUCAUCAUCUACGUCAGCCUCAGCGGGACUUUCCCCUUUAACGAAGACGAGGACAUCAACGACCAGAUCCAGAACGCCGCCUUCAUGUACCCGCCACACCCCUGGAAAAAAGUUUCCCAGGAAGCCAUGGACCUGAUCAACAACCUGCUGCAGGUCAAGAUGAGGAAGCGCUACAGCGUGGACAAGACGCUCAGCCACCCCUGGCUGCAGGACUACCAGAUGUGGUUGGACCUGCGCAGCCUGGAGGGCCGCGUGGACGAGCGCUACGUGACGCACGAGAGCGACGACCUGCGCUGGCGUCGUCACGCUCAGCUCGGCAGCGGCCCCGCCUACCUCGGCGACGGUCGGGGGGCGGAGCUCUACGGGGAGUGGAAGGAGGAGCUUGAGACGCUGAGCGAGCGAGUCAGCGAACUCUGAGCGACCAAAGACGACAUGGAAUCAUUAUUAUUAUUAUUAUUGUUAUUAUUAUGAUUAUUAUUAUUGUUGAUAUUAUUAUUAUUAUUGUUGAUAUUAUUAUUAAUAUUAUUAUUAUUAAUAUUAUUAUUAUUAUUAUUAUUAUUAUUAUUGUUAAUAUUAUUAUUAUACAAAUGUUAUUUUACGACGUUGUUUAGAGUUGGCGAGGC
Molecule: messenger RNA, 2858 nt
Organism: Nerophis lumbriciformis (worm pipefish)
Lineage: Eukaryota; Metazoa; Chordata; Actinopteri; Syngnathiformes; Syngnathidae
Gene: prkd1
Product: protein kinase D1
Biological process (GO): intracellular signal transduction; phospholipase C-activating G protein-coupled receptor signaling pathway; protein phosphorylation
Cellular component (GO): cytosol
Molecular function (GO): ATP binding; protein serine/threonine kinase activity
Source: RefSeq, a predicted model, not a curated record